Messenger RNA from Caenorhabditis remanei, 915 nucleotides. RefSeq lists its product as uncharacterized. NCBI's taxonomy places the organism in Eukaryota, Metazoa, Nematoda, Chromadorea, Rhabditida, Rhabditidae. The record is from RefSeq and is a predicted model, not a curated record. The transcript is spliced from 2 exons. The coding region runs from base 1 to 915 and encodes 304 amino acids.
AUGUACGAGUCGAAUGAAAUGAGUAUUGAACUCACUCAUACCUCCACGCAUCUCUACAGGAAUAGAGGUUCCAACAUCCUUCAGUCUCAUUUUGUUCAACUCCUUGAACAGAAGAUCGUUUUGAAGUUGAUCGAUGCGGACUGCCUCAUUGUAUCGAUUUUGGAGCAUCGCUUGCAUAUUCUGUCCGACAAUCAUUCCACCGGGUCCUCCGAUAGCCAUUCCGCGAAGCAUGCCGGGGUCGUAUUGAGGACGAACUGGUGGAAGGCCAGACUUGUCCUUUUCGUAAUCAGUCCACGCAUCUCUCAUUUCUUGCUCCGUGAGUUUUUCCUCUUCGACAUUGGCAAAGAGAGUGUCAUGCUCAAUGUAAUCGACAACAGCGCUUGGAUUCUGAUGGAUGACGUCGGCAAGAAGACGAUCUUUUGGCGGAGCACAAGCAAUCUCCACAUCUGGAUCAAAUUCCGACGGUGUAAAUUGAUAGAGUUCUGUCAGAUCAUGACCCAAAUAAUGUCGUUGAAUUUGGGCCUCGUCGACCACUCUCAUAGAUGUCGACUCCUUCGUUACUUGUCUUUUAUAGAUACGUUCUUCCAUGGUUCCUUGCGCAAUGAAUCGAUAGAUAUAGACAGGUUUUGUUUGUCCAAAACGGUAUACACGGAACAAAGAUUGAGUAUCAUGAGAUGGAUUCCAGCAAGCGUCGAAAAUGAUAACGCGAUUAGCAGCGACCAUGUUGGUUCCAAGAGAUCCGGCACGCGUAGAUAUGAGCAUCAAUCUGAACAUUCGUUAAUUGAGAAAACUUCAAGAAACUCUAUUUGGAUCACAAAAGUGAUUCGAGCAUUUGGAAAACUACUAUCUUACCGUGCUCUCAAAUUUUCGGGACUGUUGAAGUGUGUCUGCACUGAAUCACGUUUUCCUGUUUGA